Molecule: messenger RNA, 2038 nt
Organism: Gossypium raimondii (Peruvian cotton)
Lineage: Eukaryota; Viridiplantae; Streptophyta; Magnoliopsida; Malvales; Malvaceae
Product: serine/threonine protein phosphatase 2A 57 kDa regulatory subunit B' theta isoform
Exons: 3
Coding region: 301-1863 (520 amino acids)
Biological process (GO): signal transduction
Cellular component (GO): protein phosphatase type 2A complex
Molecular function (GO): protein phosphatase regulator activity
Source: RefSeq, a predicted model, not a curated record
AGAAAGAACUAAGUCCGUCCCAGAAAAAAAAGAAGUGUUGAAAAAAAUUGACAAAAAAACACACACACACACACACACACAAAAAAAAAAAAAAAAACCGGAGAUUUAACUAUUCAUCGAAGAAAAAAAUAUAACUGAAAAAAUUAUUUAAAUAAAGAAGAAGAAAAAAACCAUAGUCAACAAACAACAACGAGCAAGCCAAGAUGGAAAGUUUUUGAAAAUUGCUUCUCUCUAAUAUUUCUAGGUGUUUUCGGCUUAAUUUUUCGGAUUCGGCAUUGUGGGAUUGAAGGGGAGUGAAUCAUGCUCAAACAGAUUCUAAGUAAGCUUCCUCGGAAAUCGUCAAAAUCGGCUAAUAAUCGCGAACACGGUGGACACCAUAAUGCUUAUUAUUCUAGUGUUUCGGGUGGUGGUUCAAGGAGCAGUGAUUUCGGGACUGGUAAGUCCGCAAAUUUGAGUGUUUCAUCUUUCGCCGUAUCUAGUCCUACGACAGAUGUUGGAUGGAAAAGUGCGGAUUUAAAGCAGAAUGGGAACCAUAUGUUGUCUUCUUACGAAGCAAUGCCUGCUUUCAAAGAUGUCCCGGCUUCUGAGAGACAGAACUUAUUUGUAAAGAAGCUUAACUUGUGUUGCGUCAUAUUUGAUUUCACCGAUCCGACAAAGAACCUCAAAGAAAAAGAGAUAAAACGGCAGACAUUGUUAGAGCUUGUAGAGUACGUGACUUCCGCGAAUGGGAAAUUUUCAGAUGUUGUGUUACAAGAAAUUGUUAAAAUGGUUUCGGCGAACUUGUUUAGGAGCUUUAAUCCGCAACCACGUGAGAAUAAAGUCAUAGAAGGUGUCGAUUUAGAAGAGGAAGAACCUUCAAUGGAUCCUGCUUGGCCACACUUGCAAAUUGUUUAUGAGUUUCUUUUGAGGUUUAUAGCUUCACCCGAGACCGAUGCAAAAUUAGCCAAAAGAUAUGUCGAUCAACCCUUCAUCUUGAAAUUACUUGACUUGUUUGAUUCUGAAGAUCCUAGAGAAAGAGAAUAUUUGAAAACAAUUCUUCAUCGCAUCUACGGCAAAUUCAUGGUUCAUCGACCAUUCAUUCGGAAAGCUAUAAACAACAUUUUUUUCCGUUUUAUUUUUGAGACCGAGAAACACAACGGAAUUGCUGAACUUUUGGAAAUUUUGGGCAGUAUUAUUAAUGGGUUUGCGUUGCCACUAAAAGAAGAACAUAAAGUAUUCCUUGUUCGGGCGUUGAUUCCGUUGCAUAAACCGAAAUGUUUAGCCAUGUAUCAUCAGCAGUUAUCUUACUGUAUUACGCAGUUUGUCGAGAAAGACUGCAAGCUUGCCGAUACUGUUAUUAGGGGGUUAUUAAAGUACUGGCCUAUCACUAAUAGUUCGAAGGAAGUCAUGUUCCUAAAUGAAUUGGAAGAAGUUUUAGAAGCAACUCAGCCACCCGAGUUUCAACGCUGCAUGAUGCCAUUAUUUCGCCAAAUUGCUCGAUGUUUGAACAGUCUGCACUUUCAGGUAGCCGAGCGGGCUUUGUUUUUGUGGAACAACGAUCACAUCGAGAACUUAAUCAUUCAGAACCGCAAAGUCAUACUUCCGAUCAUUUUCCCGGCCUUGGAGAAAAAUGCGAGAAAUCACUGGAACCAAGCCGUACAUAGCUUGACACUAAACGUCCGCAAAAUCUUCAACGAUCUUGACCCGGAGCUGUUCAAGGAAUGCUUACUCAAGUUCCAGGAAGACGAAUCGAAAGAAGACGAGACCGAAGCAAAACGGGAAAAUACAUGGAAACGCUUGGAAGAACUUGCGGAAAAGAAAGCUUUCCAUAGUGAAGCAACGGUCGAGACCAGUGAAUCGAUGGCUAAUGGCUCCUCGGGUUAGAUAUAGAUAAAAUAGAUUUUACUGGUAAUUUUUAUGAUUAUAUCAGAUUUUAUAUUGGGAUGAAACUAAAAUAUAUAUUUUUCAAUUUCUUGCACAUUACUAUAUGAGAUUAUUCUGUAUUUUAGGGUUCCAGCUUAUAUUAGUGAAGCUUAAUAAACAUUUUUGUUAAUUUAAA